CCCACACUCAUCUGGUCAUAAGUGAACAUUUGCUGCACAUGAGCACAGGUUUAUCAUCAUCAUCACCCUCCUCAUCAUCAGCAGCUGCAGCAGAAGAAAAGGAGGAGGACCUUUUAAGGACGGAGUUGGACUAACUUGUCGCGCGCAGGAGCGGCGGCUGCUUUCAUUUGUUUUCUCUCAUUCUCUCUUUGGUUUUUUUUUUUGUUUUUGUCCGCUUUUGUUUUCUGCCGAGGACUGAAGUUAUGACCUCGGUGUGGAAGAGACUGCAGCGCGUCGGUAAGAAGGCGUCAAAGUUUCAGUUUGUCGCGUCUUACCAGGAACUGGUUUUGGAGUGCACCAAGAAAUGGCAACCAGACAAGCUGCGGGUGGUGUGGACGAGGAGGAACAGACGCAUGUGUUCCAAGCUCCACAGCUGGCAGCCUGGAAUCAAAAACCCAUACAGAGGCAUGGUGGUGUGGCCUGUGCCGGAGAACAUCGAUAUCUCCGUUACACUCUUUAAGGAGGCCAACGCUGAUGAGUUCGAGGACAAAGAGUGGACCUUUGUCAUUGAAGGUGAGAACAAGGGGCAUCGUAAAGUGCUGGCGUCCGCUGACAUCAACCUGAAGAAGUUUGCCAGUCCCACGCCGACACAGACCGACCUGACGCUGACGCUGAAGCCGCUGUCGGUCAAAGUGGUGGAGGCCACGCUCAAGCUGUCGCUGUCGUGUGUGUUCGUCCGAGAGGGAAAAGCAACUGAUGAAGACAUGCAAAGUCUGGCCAGCCUGAUGAGCGUCAAACCCUUAGACAUCGGGAACCUGGACGACUUCAACGAGAGCGACGAAGAGGAGGACAAGAAGUCCAUCUCUGCUGCAGUCACACACACCCUAACUCGCCCAAAUCGCCCAGCUCCCCCUCCGCCCGACAAGCGACACUCCACUGGACCCGCGUUCUCGGCCCCAGGCUGUGGACAUGAUACCGGUCCUCCCAGCCCCGUCAUCCAUUCUCGCCCUCCCUUACCGAUCGCUCCUCGUCCCUCGCCGCGUCGCUCCCGACACGCCGUCUCCACUGCUCCUGUCCAAUCAGACGUCCAGCCUUCCCCUGGCCCCUCCCCUCAGCCCUCGCCCAGGUCCAAGCAUAAAAAACUGACCGAGCCUCCGGCUUUAUCUGACCCACAACCUCCAAGCUCCCAGACCUCGGCAGAUACUCCUUCAGUCCAGACUGUGUCUCCAUCACCCACAUCCUCCACCACUGCUGCCUCCUCCUCCCUUCAUCCUCCUUCUCCAAAAACGUCCACCUCAGUGGAGCUUUCUCCAUCAGUGCCUUCAAAUCCAUCUUUUCAUGAAGGUUCUGUACAUGUUAAUGCACCUGCAACUGGCUUUUUUCCAAAACCUCCCUCCACUCCAUUGUCAUCCAGUCAGACUAUAAUAAUAACAUCACCCUCCACAUCCGUCACUCUGACCCAUAAGUCCACCCCUGCUGCCUCUCAGCCUCUCCCCCUCAAAUCCUCCUCACCCUCAAACUCCACCCUGUCCUCUGAGCCGUCGUCCACUCACCCUCCACUCACCCGGAGCCUCUCUCAGCCGCCUUCUCUGCCCAGAAUCUUCCAGUCGGGCUCAGCGAAAGCUCCUGCAGCAUAUCAGCGGCGCCCCCCAGAGGUUCAAAGUGUAGAUGAUGCUGCUUCAGCCUCUGUCCGCUCACACAUUUUCAAACCUCAGAUUGUGAAGUCGGUUGCUCGUCCUUCUUCUCCUUCACCCUUUUCUGCUGAUGCUCCUUCUCUGGCUCUGAAACACUCCGCCGCCAAAUCUCCUCCCUCUGGCUCAGAGUCAGGUGCUAAGGGGGCGUGGCUAUCGUCUGACUCUUCAACAGUUGGAGGUGACAUCACCCCUGUCCCUCUGCUGAGUAGUCCUGAUCUGGACGCACUCUGUGACCCCGUGGUUCCGAGCCUUCCUGUCUCCCUACCACACUCCUCACCCCCUCGCUCCUCUUCUGUCCUCUUCUCCUCUCCUCACCCUCAGCUCGCUGUCUCUCCUUCUACAGGCUCGACCUUUCCCUUCGCUCCGUCAGACAAGGAAACCACGCCGCGCCCUCUGAGCCGAGGUGAAGACGUCAGAGUUUCCAAACCAGACCAGGACAAAGCUGAGCCAGCUGUGCCCAGAGAUGCUGCUGCUGGGGCGGAUGCUGCCGUCAGCCAAGAAAACCAGCCAAUCUCAUCCAAAGACUCAGGAACAUCUCCUGAGGAGCCCAAAGAACCAAAGGGGCUUCACGUGGAACCGGCAACCCCAGUCCAGGUUUCCACCAAGCCAGCCAACGAGCGCACGGCUCUGGCCCUGGAGACGCUGCUUCCCUCAAAACCAGAACCAGGACUGCGGCCGGAACCGGCCUCCCAGCCGUCGGGAGAACCACAACAGGAAGGAGCCGAGGGGAAGAAAACGUCUGACAGCGCGGCCGGUGGUGAGGAGAACUCUGUCAACAACAAGGAGCCAGUGUGCGAGGCCGAAAAGCAGCUGUGGGCAGCUGUGGAGGAGACCACAGCCGAGACGGUGGAGAGUGAGGGGAGAAGUGAAGAGAAGGAUGAUCAGGAGCAAGAGGAGGGUGGAACGGGGGGUGCACACAUAGAGGCAAACGUGUGUGUUGCCGAGCAGCAGAAGGAGGCGCCUGCUGGCUUUAUGUCAGGAGUCGUUGGUGUGUUGUACAGAGGACCAGGGCAACAGUCCCCCGCUGUAACCCAGACGCCCGCUGCGCUGCCCUUCGUCCAACAAGCCCUUUGCGCUGCUGCCAAACAGCCAGAAAAACCGGAACAUUCUGACCCCCCGACCCGUCGCGCUGGCCGUCAACCUCUCACAAUGAAAGGAGAACGAGACGAUGACGCAGCCAAUGAGCAGGGAGAGCGAUUUCAGUCAUCGGUGGUUCACUGGCCGCCUCCUGCUGGCAAAAGCACAUUUAGCACACACUGUGACUUGAAACGCACCAAGACGCACGCCGACACACAGAUACAUACAGAUUCAUGCAAGAGUCUCGAGAGGAGGGACAAUGGAGACACAAACGCCAACAAGAGCCAAAGCUUGAAUAAGCACGUGCGUCCAACAAAGACGGAGAGUGCACCAGCGGACACUCCGCCUGAUCACGACAAUCUCGUCAAAGACCAACGGCUACAAGACGAGGAGAAGUUCUUGUUGGCUAAAAUCCAUCUGAUGUCAGGUGACACGUCUCCUGUCGUCAGCCCUCGCAGUAUGAAGCGCCUUAUCCCUGCGCCCGGUGAUAUUGACAUCGAUGCCUCUGAAAACUCUUCAGAAAAGACUGAUCCGAACCAGGACUCAACGAUUCCCCACUUUGAUGAGCUGCAGGAAAUACCUCUCACUGAGACGGAGGAGUCAGUGGUGGAGGAGGACGUCCUAAAACAGCCGCCACAGCACGGAAACACGUCCACCCACAAGGACAAACACGCCGACAUACACAUCCCUCCUCCCUAUCACUGUGAGAUGAAGACACAUUUGCUUCCUACGUUGAUAGAAGAAGAAACCAGUGAAGCAGAUCGCGUUCCAACAGUCAGAGAGGAGGCUGAUGGGAAGGACGACGCAGCAGAGGACCUGGUGAACUCCAGCCAGUCGCUGCUUCAGUGGUGUCAGAACAUCACCAGCCAAUACAAAGGGGUGAAGGUCACAAACUUCAGCACAUCCUGGAGAAACGGCCUGGCUUUCUGUGCCAUCCUACAUCACUUCCACCCUGACAAAAUAGAUUUUGACCAGCUAGAACCUCAUGACAUCAAGCUCAACAACAAAAAGGCUUUCGAUGGUUUCGAGGCGCUGGGCAUCUCUCGUCUGUUGGAGCCGUCCGACAUGGUUCUCCUGUCCAUCCCCGACCGGCUCAUAGUCAUGACCUACCUCAGCCAGAUCCGCUCGCACUUCACCAACCAGGAGCUGAGCGUGCUGCAGAUAGAGCACAACAGCAGCCAGUCCAGCUAUGGCCUCGCCCUCUCUGGUCCCGCGCCCACUAAUGUCGACGCUGCCGCCUUCUGCAUGGCCAGACUCAACGAAGGAAUGAGUCUGGAGGAAGGAGGGGGAGGAGGCAGCGCGUUGGUCGUCCCACCACCAAGGACCAAGCGAGUGGUUAAAGCUGACGAGUCAAUAACUCCAGUCCCGCCCCCAAGAUCUGUCACCAAGACGUCUGGACUCACUCAGGAUGAAAACACAACAACAGACUCUGCAACAGAGUUGCAGAAAGUCACAGAAAGUGAACCGACCAAGCAAGAGGCUGAGACAAUGUGUCUGCAGGACACCAGUCAGUAUGUGCUGAGUGAGCUGGCCGCUCUGGAGACCGAGCAGAAGCACAUUGACAGCAGAGCUGCCGUCGUGGAGCGACGACUGCGAAGCCUCAUGGAAACAGGAAGUGACCGUGAUGAAGAGGAGAGGCUGAUCCAGGAGUGGUUCACUCUGGUAAACAAGAAGAACGCUCUGAUACGCAGACAGGACAACCUGGAACUACUGCAGGAGGAGCAGGAUCUGGAGAGGAGGUUUGAGCUCCUCACCAGAGAACUCCGCGUCAUGAUGGCGAUAGAAGAUUGGCAGAAAUCGUAUACUCAGCAGCAGAGGGAGCAGCUGCUCCUGCAGGAGCUGGUGUCGUUGGUCAACCAGCGCGACGAGAUCAUCAGAGACAUUGAUGCCAAAGAGAGAGUGGCGCUGGAGGAGGACGAGCGUCUGGAGCGUGGUCUGGAGUUGAGGAGGAGAAAAUACAGCAACAAAGACAAAUGUGUCCUUCAGUGAGCGGCGACGUCGAGCACCAACACACUGCUGAACCUCUGAAGUUGUGACUUCUAGGAUAUUUUUUUUUAAAUUUGAUUUGCAGUUUGUGUGCACACUUUCCUGGAGAACUGCUAGAUUUAUUUUUGUUCCGUUCACGUUUGAAUUUUAAUCGCUGUCUUAACGCGAUCGCGUUCCGUUUCAUUUCAGCUGCUUUUAUUUAUUCUAACGGUUAUUUUUAUUGCCGUACAUGUUGCACAUGUUGCACACGUUUUGUGUGUUCUAUACUUUCGUGAGUUCAUUCAGUAUUCGAACACUGGGGUUUUCUUGUUUGUUUGUUUGUUUGUUUGUUUUGGAGGGCGUAGCGUUUCCUGUUGUCGCGACAACUUGUCAAACUUAAAGCAGAGCUGUGACUUUUGAGGUUAUGACAGUCUUUUUCUAGUAUGCACAGAUUAAAUGAAAAGUAUGCGUAAACAGUGCCUUUCUGAUACAAAACAUUGCAUGUAAUAAAUCAUGAGCUGGACUCAAACCCACUGUGUUGGUUGUAAAGUUAAGCGACAUGUUUUCAACUGCAGUACAAGCCCAACAUCUUAUUUUGAUGAAGCCUGAAAGCAUUUUAAUUUUUGAUUAUUUUUUUUUCUUUUUAGAGGUUGGAGUUAAAAGGUCGUUUUUAGGACCGAUUAUAGAUUUAUUUAUUUAUUUUAGCUCACUCUCUGAGAGCCUUGUCUGUGUAGUGUGACGAACGCGUGUGAGAACUUUUCCGAGGUGAGCUGAUAAAGUGGUACUGAUCUGCCUCACAGCUUCUUCUUCUGUCCGCCAAUCACGCUGUGUUUUAAGUUGAAGGAUGAUGUUGAUACUCUUCAACAUGGGGAAAAAAUAAAUAUUGGUUUGUCUCUUAAA
Molecule: messenger RNA, 5615 nt
Organism: Solea senegalensis (Senegalese sole)
Lineage: Eukaryota; Metazoa; Chordata; Actinopteri; Pleuronectiformes; Soleidae
Product: EH domain-binding protein 1-like protein 1
Exons: 27
Coding region: 243-4739 (1498 amino acids)
Molecular function (GO): protein binding
Source: RefSeq, a predicted model, not a curated record